CACAAUGAUGACUUGCGUCUCAACGCUCGCCUGCGCCGCCCUCCUCGUCGCGCUCAUCCUCGCCGCGCACCGCCUCAUCGACGCCAUUGCCUGCGCCGUCAGCCGGCGGCGUCUGCGUGCCAAGGUCGCCGCAUGGACGCCGCCGGGAGUCUCCUGGAUUGCAAGACAGCGUGUGGUGGUGAUCGUCAAUCCAAACGCCGGCGCUGGGUGGGGCGACUGCGUCUACGAGGACGUCGUACGGCCGAUGCUGCGGCGCGCGGGCGUCGAGCACGAGGUCGUAAGAACAACGUGCGCCGGCAUGGCCGAGCGCGAGGCUGCUGAGCUCGCCUCACGCAAGGUACCGGUCGACUGCGUACUGAGCGUCUCAGGCGACGGGCAGCUUCACGAAUGCCUCAACGGGCUGCGCGGCGGCGGCACUGGAGGCCGCACCGCGCUGGCAGUCGUCCCGGCCGGCACCGGCAACGGCAUGAGCGACACGUGCUUCGGCCGCGGCAGCGACGCGUUCGAGGCCUUGUGUUCGAUCCUGUGCGCGUCUGGGCCGACGCCUGUCGACGUGAUGCGCCUGACGUACCCCGACGAGCCGGCGCGGACGCCGCGGCACGACCUGCACUUCUUCUGCUGGGCCGCCUUUGCGGACCACGACUACGUCACCGAGAACGGGUGGCGCUGGCUCGGGCCGCUCCUCAAGGUGGCGCUCGCGCCGCUGUACGUCAUCGCGCAGCGCAGGGGCUACGCCGGGACGGUGGAGUUCGAGCCCGCCGGCGCCCUCGAGCCUCCGGACCCCGAGUGGAAGCGGGAGGCUUACCCGUACUCCGACGCCGCCGCGCUGCCACCCUCCCCGCACGACGCAAGCCUGCGGGUGCUGGAGGGACCGUUCUGGUGCCUUGCGGUUGGGAACUGCCCCGAGGGCGGCUCUGCGACGCUGCCAGUCCCGCGCGCGAGGAUGGCGGACGGCGGCCGCGCCGAUUUGCUCGUCUGCCGUCACACGCCGCGCCUCACGCGGUGGCGCUGCCUGCAGCUCUUCCUCAUGAUGGAGAAGGGCGAGCACGUGGCGCAGCCAGACGUGGCGGUGUACAAGACGCGCCGGCUGCGCCUCUAUCCGCGCGGCGGGGCGGGCCACCUCCAGCUGAGCGGACAGGAGAUGCCCAUGCCGCGCGGGGGAGUCGUGCAGCUCGACGUGCUUCCGGACGAUCAGCUGCUCGUGUUUUGAGGAGCGAGAUCUCGCUGGGCCUUGCGGUGAGAUCGUGAGUGCACGUGUGUCGACGUGUGUCGUGCUGUCGUGUCGUGUCGAUCUGAAGGCCCCUAGUAUGAUCACGUAUGCG
Emiliania huxleyi CCMP1516 is the source of this 1322-nucleotide messenger RNA. RefSeq lists its product as hypothetical. Bases 5 to 1210 code for a protein of 401 amino acids. The transcript has a single exon. The record is from RefSeq and is a predicted model, not a curated record. Lineage: Eukaryota; Haptophyta; Isochrysidales; Noelaerhabdaceae. Gene Ontology annotation, molecular function: kinase activity.